UCACAUCCACCCGAGCGGUCAGUGAAGCUGGACUUCUGGGAGCAAACAGUCUUAGCUGCUGCAUCUCCUACUACUCUGGGACUUUUCUAAGGAUGGGGGACACCGUGUCUUUGUCUGCAGACCAGCGGCAGCAGGAACUGAACCUGUACGCCAAUGCACUCUUUACUUCAGCCGAAUGGAAAGGCUUUGACAUCGACCAGUCUCUGCAGAAAUUCUCAGGAUUGGGUGCAACAGCGCAGCUGAACGCCUACAGAGACUACAUCAUACAGGGACAAGACCUGAUCUACAUUGGGAACACCCUGGAGAAGCUGGGGUCUACUCUGGGCGGACUCACCCCCAUCGCGAACGCCCUGGGGCCAGUGGCGCUCUGCAUUUCUAUGUUACUGGAGAUAAUCGGCGUGUCCCUGGGCAAGAACGCCAUGGGCACGGCUCAAAUGCUGCGGCGGGUCUUUGCAGAGGAGAAGGCCAGUGAGGUACGAGAUCUGAUGGACGACUACUUAAAACGUCUGCAGAUAACCCUGAGGAACCCAAGGCUUCAGCUGGACGACACCCGCCGCCUGGAGGCGGAACUGAGUACUCAGCUGACACGGUUGCAGAACUCCAUGGUAUUUGACGGACACAUGAGCACUCGCUUCCUGAAGCAGUGGGUGAACGGAGCCGCCUUCCACACACAGAUGCUAAUCCACGAGGCUCGUCUGGAAGGGUCGGCGGGAGUCAAGGCCACUCUUGCAGCUGCCGUUUACCAUCAACAAAUGAACUUCCUGUUGGAGAAAUACAAGGCCUACCUACAGACGGUGGCCUCGGUCCACGGUGACGCAUUCUCUGCCUAUCAGUACAUGGACAGAAUAUGUUCAGUGGAAUACGGAGAAGGUCCAUAUGGAAAAAGACAGAUCCAGAUUUUCAAUGCCAAGGAGAAGUACUGCUUUAAGACCCCAGAGUUCAUAGAGACGCUGUUUCAAAGACCAGAGAUCGCUUGGGCUAAGACCUACUUCUCUGACCUGCAAGCAAAUAUUCCAUUUCUGGUCAAACUACGAAAUAACUUUGUCAUCAUCAAUUGAGAUUACCAAGAGCUUCAACAAAUGACUUCGAAGAAAGAAAAUCAACGAUAUCAAUUUAAAGGACAACCUUUUAUUGAGUUCUUAGAAAAGCAGCGACUCAGGUUUCAACAUUUGCCUGUUGAAAGUUAAUAAGAGAUGUUUAGCUAGGUCUGUAGGUGGCAAAAAAUGAUUGGGUGUUGAUGAAAGUUCAAAAUCAGUAAGAAGAAAAAUGUGUUUUUUGUCAGUCCCUUGUAUUUCCAUAAAAACAAUGAUUUCAAGUAUUCUACUGAAAUGUCAGCAGAAGGUCACCACCUGUCCAGAAACAUGGCGUGAACGUGGAAACAUCUCGCUGGACCCACAACCUUCACAAGUAGCGUCAGCUCCCGUUAAUCACUCAACAAACGUCUCAUUUGGUUCGCUUUUAAAAGACGCUGAAAGAUUGGCCGUCGUCAUGGCAGCUUCAGCCCAAUCCCACAUCGAGUGACAUCAUGACAAUGAAGCCCAGGAUGGCGGUCCAGGACGCCAGCCGCCCGUCUCCACUGGUAAAAAAAAAACAAAGGAAGGCUGAAAUCAUCCCCUUCUUCCAUCUAAAACCCUUAGUGUUCACUUUGCUGACGUUUGUAUGCAUUUUUUAGUUUUCUGAGGUUUUUGCUGGUUUUACUUUCUGACUGAUAGUUUCUUCCUGUAGAUCCUGCAGCUGCAAGAUAUGCAGGAAGAAACCAUCAUCAUCUCCCUCAGAGGCUUUAGAACAAUCUUUUCUAACCGUGAGAUCAAACAGUCUUCUUGCUUUCAUGAUGUGAUGUAGGCUGAUGGACCUUCUGGUAAAAUUGAACUUAAAUAAAGAAAUAAAUGAUGAUGAAUGGGA
Molecule: messenger RNA, 1902 nt
Organism: Oryzias latipes (Japanese medaka)
Lineage: Eukaryota; Metazoa; Chordata; Actinopteri; Beloniformes; Adrianichthyidae
Source: RefSeq, a predicted model, not a curated record